AUGAGCCUUGCACGGCAGCUGGCAGCUGCAGGUUCUGGCGACAUGUCCGAGGUUUGUGCCAAUGCCCUGAAAGCGUUGGACCAGGUCAGUGGCUGGGAGUACGGGCACCGCCUCUUUGAGGACUUGCUGCUGUGGCACAGCGAGCUGGAUGCCGUGUGCUACAACUGCGCUGUGACAACAUGCAGACAAGGCCAGCAGUGGGAGCAGGCUGUGGCACGCAGCGAGUCAAGCCGUGCAGCGCACGCCACGGCCAGCCAGGAUCCGGUCCUCUUCGGUGGUGUGGUUUCCGCUUGUGGCCAAGGUAGCGCUUGGCGUCCGGCCUCGGAGCUCCUCCGCUCUGCUCUUCGUGCUCGCGCAGAGUCUGACCUGGUGCUCCUCUCGAGCGGAUGCAUGGCAGCGGAGAAAGGUGGCCAUUGGCAGGCUGCUUUGUGGACCCCGGAAAGAACGGCGGCUGCAGGGCUGCCGCAGGAUGUGGUCCUCCGGAACAGUGUUCUGGCUGCUUCCGGGCACUGGCCGAGAUCCCUGGGUCUGCUCCAGGAGGCAGAAAACGCCACAAUCGUCAGCUUCAGCGCUGUCCUCGCAGCUUGCGAGCAAGGUUCCGCUUGGUCUCCGGCACUGUUGCUGCUGCGGGGGCUUUCGCACCACGGUUUGGAGGCAAAUUCCAUCGCAAUGGCGACAGCGGUGGAUGCAGCUGUUUCAGGCGAUCAGUGGCAGCACGCGCUGGUGAUGUUUGCCGCUUUUUGUCAACGAGGUGGUGAAUGUGACCUGGCAGCUUGUGGGGCGCUACUGGCAGAGUGUGAGCAGUCCGGGAUGCAACGUGUGGAGGUCGACUUGCUGGGCCUGCUUGGUUUCACCCUUGCUCCGGCUGGUCCAAGCAUACUUGGCGAGCUCUGGAGGAUGACGCAGAGCAACAUGAGGUCGCUCGCCAGGGCUGUUGGACUAGUGGCUUGCAUUUGCGCUCCCCUCACAUCCGGUACCGAAGUAUUUCAUUCGAUUGGCACGCAGGCCUGCAAGACAGAGGAAGAUCUGACCAACCUCCUGCAGAUCAUCCCCGACUGGCAGCAGCUGUCCCAUGAGUCCCACGAGGGCCAGCACGUCCACGAGGGCCAGCACAGUCACGAGGGCCAGGGCCACGUGCACGGCCAUGCCAAGAACGCGGGCAAGGCCGGUGUGGCCGGCGUCACCUCGAGGCGGAUCUCACAGACACAGCAGAGCGCCCAGCUCCAUGAGCACGGCACGGCGCAGACCAACAACUCGGGCAAUGCUACUAGCAGCAGCGCCACAGCGAGCUGUGUGGAUCUCAUUCACCAGUGCCGCAACGACUUCGAUUGGAACUCGUGCGUGGGUUUCGAGUCGCGCUGCUACAACGCAGCAAAGGCAGUCCAGCUGAUCCAGAUUGAGACUCAACAGAGCCAAGCUUCAGCUCCGGUCGUCAGAACGAACUUGGAUUGUGACACAUGGAGCUUGCGAUGCCAGAGCCAAGACUGGACAGCGUGCCUUCACUUUGAGGACCACUGCCAGCAGGCUUCCCCGCGUCCGACACAGCUUUCGCUAGCCUUUGCCAGCAGCAGCAUAUCGCAGCCGACGUUUCAAAGUGCCCGACGAGUGGAGGAGGGACAGGACUGUGAAAGCCUGAUCUCACAGUGCCGCAACAACUUCGAUUGGACAGCGUGCACAAGCUAUGAGGCGCAAUGCAGCCGCCAGGCGCAGGUCCGAGCGGCCACACUAUGA
Messenger RNA from Symbiodinium necroappetens, 1731 nucleotides. The record is from the annotation of a GenBank genome assembly. Lineage: Eukaryota; Dinophyceae; Suessiales; Symbiodiniaceae.